This is a messenger RNA of Heterobilharzia americana, 918 nucleotides long. The record is from the annotation of a GenBank genome assembly. NCBI's taxonomy places the organism in Eukaryota, Metazoa, Platyhelminthes, Trematoda, Strigeidida, Schistosomatidae.
AUGCAAGACUGUGGUUCUGUUUUUCUGGUCCCAGAGUCUGUCAUCAGUCCAACUUCUAAGUGCUUCCUAGUCAAACUGAAUCACCCGAGAUCAGACGCACCAUGCCUGUUUUUAUGGAUAAGUCAGUCUUCUCAGCUUUUAGAAAUUCAGAGUACAAAUGAAAAGUGUCGCUCCUGGUUACUUGGUGGUGGCGUUAAGACUGAUGGUGUAAUGUACAUUUGUAGUCCAAUCGACCCACUUUUCUUCUUUGUAUCAAUCUGCAAACGACAGACUAAAUUUAUUUCAUGGGACUCCCUAUUAAGCGAGGCCGGUGACAGUUGUUCUGUUUUCAGCAGCAUUCACAACUUGGAGAGUCGGCUCGAAAACAUCUGUGACAAGAAAUGUGUUGGUGGCAUGUCCGUUUAUCGUUACAGUGAGUCUCGGACAUUGGAGUGGUUAUCAAAUAGGAUAUCUGCUGUCUCUGAUGCUUUAUUGAUUAGCAGAAAUCAUGUCCUAAAUUCUCAACUUCGGUUAGUCGUUUCCAGCUCUUCAUCUGAUCACAAUGGAGGAGGAAAUGAAGAUUCACGGGUUCCGGAAUUCACAUCUAGUUCUAAGGAGGCGCAACUACUGUCAACCAGUCAAAUACCACAGCAAGCAUGUUUAAAUUUGGCUUUUCAGUUGCAAACUUCGAGAAAAGAUCGGACUAAAACUUCAGAAGACAAUUCACAAGACACAAACCCUUGCUCAGCAGAUUCUGAGAAUGUGGAUCCUUUUGAUGAGUCGUUCGAGAAGUUGGAAAAUUCGGAUAAUUGUCAACCUAAAGAAGACUACUCAUCUGCUUUGAAGCUGAACGGACCAAAGAUGAAUGAGCCUGCAACAAAGAAGGCGAAAAUUCCAAAGGGUGUGCAGUCGAUCACGAGUUUCUUCACCAAAAAAUGA